This is a messenger RNA of Mycena citricolor, 1206 nucleotides long. The record is from the annotation of a GenBank genome assembly. NCBI's taxonomy places the organism in Eukaryota, Fungi, Basidiomycota, Agaricomycetes, Agaricales, Mycenaceae.
AUGAUAUUCAGGCGGCUGCGUGCUCUCCCGCACACCAUCAAGUACACCUGGGCUGUCUUUGAGCUUCCUGCGAAACUGGCACAAAGCGUCGGUCGAUUCAUCAUCCUUCAGCUUCGGGACUUCCGAUGUCCUGGAUGGGGUUCCAAAGCGUGCGAGGUCCAUCAACGGCGCGGUCUCGUCUUGGACCUGUUGUCACUCAUUGUUGGUCAUUGCGACGGGUCCCCUGCCAACAUUCACGUUGCCCUUCUCUCACUGCGUGCUGUGGGACGUCGAGCAGUCAGAGGUCGAGAAUGCAUCCCUCACUCUUCAUGCACGUCACUCGAGAUGGGAUUCCAUUCGCAAAACCUAUGUCUGUCUCAUCAAGACAUCCAGCGCCUCCCUAGGCUCACCAAGAUCGUGGUGUCUCUUGUGAUCAUGCCCCAGCUCCAGAGCGGACAAGUUUGUACGAAUCAUCCAGCGGCUGAAAAAGGGACACUGCAUCUGCUCGAAGAAUCGCGCAACGGAACUCCACACAAAUCCUUCGAUCUGUCCCUGCCAGGCAAGACGAGCUUUUUAUCUUUCAGAGGUGAGACGCAUGCGCUGAUGACCAAAACCGAGCUGGCCAAAGCACUGUCUGUCCGGCACUUGUCAUCGGACGUGCUCCAGCAACCGUUCGAGCACGAUCUGUCACUCGCUAGGGUGCAUCCAUGCGUGCUCAGCGAACUGGAAACAUUCUACCGUAACAUCGCGUGCCUGUUUCCCCCCGUGCGCAAACUCGUGUGCUUGGGCUCGCUGUCAGCGGAGGACGAUUCUGAAUUUGUCGUGCAACUGCCCGGCUCGGAAAGCGCGACGCGCAUGCCAUGGCCCAAUUUCGAGACACUAUUCUUUGGUGGGGCCCAGUUCCAGGAGGAGGAGCAUCGGGGAAUGCUAUGCAGCCUCGGUGGCGGAUCUUUCCCGACACAGCCACGACGCUCGUCGAUUCGGAUAUCAUUUCUUGCUCGACGACACCUCCCUCCACCCACGGACGACACUUCCUCUCCCACUUCCUGGCGCAGGUUUGCGUGCUCGAACUCGCCGUACAUGGACGACGCACUCAAGUUACUCGUCCCGCCGCCCAACUCGGAGCGCGACGCAGAUGCUAUGCCCGAACCUCGAGACGCUGUCCUACAGCGAGGCCCCACUCCAGGAGUAACACAUUUCUCGAUUGACACCUCCACGGGCGAAUAG